AUGGGCCUCCCCCUCUACAGCGCAACCCCCAAGUUGCCCAGGGACUUCCCGUACCAGCCAGAACCCAAAGCCUGGGCCCGAUUCCUGGCCUGGGAGUCCACAGACCCCCUCACGGAGGAUGACAAAAACAGCACCGCGGACGGCGGCAAACCCGUCGAGGAGCUCGACCUCCCCGAGGCAGAGGGCAGGCGCAUGCAGAGGUGCAACCCGGGGCUCAAGCCGUGCACCAGGGCGACGGUCAAGGACGACAAGUACCUCUGCCACGGGUUCGUGAGGCUGCGGUGCCCAGACACCGGCCACGAGACCAUCGUGCACCGAAGCGUGGUGCUGGAGCAGAGCAAGUGGAUCAGGGACAGGGCAGCUGAGCCCGCCCCGAGUACGAACCGGACAUGCUGGCGCGAAGACAUGGUCGAGGAUGCCCUCAGCGCGGCCCCGAUCUGCAUCCCCAGCCACAUCAGAUGGUGGCACGUCCUCUGGGCUGUCGAUUACAUGUACGAGGGCCGGGUCCCGGGGUUCCAUCUGCUGGCCGGCGAGGAGUGGCCGGCGAGGUACGCGCUCAUGCGGCCGCGGUCGAUCGUAUGGGGCCUUCUUGAGCUGUGGGAGGCAGGGCACUUCUUCGGGUUGGACGGGCUGAAAGAGCGGGCCGAAGGGGCGUUCAUGAAUUAUUUUUACUAUGGAAUUGAUGCGGCAGUCGCUGACCAAUGCUCUCUCGUGGACCUUGGCUUUGCGCCAGCCUCGGCAUUCGACUGGCGUCGGCCCCAACAACGCAUUGGCUUUGAGUUUGUGCAGGCUGUUUGGAGGUUAUACGGGGACCCAGAUAUGAUUCCUCUGGAUUACUUUCAUAUGCAUAUGGGCGAAGAUGGGAAGUUUGUUAGCGACCUCACUGCUCAGGACAGGCAUGCUGUUCAGGAAUGGGCCCGCACCGUGUUCGACAUAACAGACGUGCAGCCUAUUAUGAUGAAAAUGUGCGCAGAUUUGUCCUGGAAAGACUUGUUCGAGCUGGGGUGGUUCCAAGAGACUGUGUCCAAGGAGGGCUCAACUUAUGCGGUGGAGUUCCGGACAGCGCUGGACGAGGAGAUGAAGGCGUCUCCAGAUAGGUGGCCGAUGGAUGAGUACCUCGAGGUGCUGGACUGGUGCGAGGGGGUGCAACCUGAAUGUUAG
This is a messenger RNA of Diaporthe batatas, 1161 nucleotides long. RefSeq lists its product as uncharacterized. NCBI's taxonomy places the organism in Eukaryota, Fungi, Ascomycota, Sordariomycetes, Diaporthales, Diaporthaceae. The record is from RefSeq and is a predicted model, not a curated record. The coding region runs from base 1 to 1161 and encodes 386 amino acids. The transcript has 2 exons.